AUGGUGUUUAGCUCACCUCUUGGUGAAGAGUACUAUAAGGAUAUGCUCCUGGAACCAUCCUUGGCUGCUAACUAUGAUUUCGUGCAAUGCCAAAUUAGGAAAGUCAAAAAAUGCCCAAUUACAGGACUUGAAAUGCAAUUACCAAAAGACAUCACAAAAACGACCUUGAAAAUAAAACUAACAAGCUUCUUGAAAGAUUGUAUCACCGAUCGAAAUACGUAG
Priceomyces carsonii is the source of this 222-nucleotide messenger RNA. RefSeq lists its product as uncharacterized. The transcript has a single exon. The record is from RefSeq and is a predicted model, not a curated record. The coding region runs from base 1 to 222 and encodes 73 amino acids. NCBI's taxonomy places the organism in Eukaryota, Fungi, Ascomycota, Pichiomycetes, Serinales, Debaryomycetaceae.